AUGUGCAAGAUCUUUGGUGUUUUUGCAGUUGGCUACUUCUACGUAUUGCGUUUCGAUCGCAAACAAAUCCUUGACGAUCUGACUUGGGCAUACACUUACAGCUCUAAUCUACAGCCCAUUUUUCAGAAGCUUGGAUAUUGGGAUCAGCUCUCGACAUACCGAUUUUUUGUACAUGCCUGGUCUCUCGGGGUGGAAUUACAAUACUAUCUUAUUGUACCAUUUAUCAUGGGUGUAGCACUCUGCUUUGGACACAAUGCACGCAUUAAAUUGUUCUCUACAAUUGGAGUAUUUUCUGUCAUUUUCCAACUCUAUGCUCCACCCAAGGUAUCCUAUGGUUUCUUACUAUCUCGGAUCUGGCAGUUUAUGUGCGGGUCGAUAGCGUACGAGUUCUCGAAACCAUUUCUUUCGAAAGACAAGAGUUUGCUACGCCAAGAAGAAAAGAAUUCGUCAGAAAAUGCUGCUUACAAACAAGACAAGACUGAAUUGUCAUACAAGGGCUAUAAAAAAGUGAAUUGGGCGGCCAUGCCCUCGGCUACAGGGAUGUACUUGCCGAAGCAGAUUGACAAAGCAGAAAUUGGCUACACUAUUGAAUGGAAUUUGAGAGAAUCUCGUAAGAAGUAUUUUGCGAUGCCGUGCAGUAAAGACGGUGAUACUCAGCGGUACACGAAUUACAAGAAUAAUGAGCCUGAGCUGCAAUGCGUUGCGAAAGGAAAUGCCACUGCCAAGGUCUUGGUUCUUGGAAACUCUAUUGCUUAUAGAGCAUACCCUUUGAUUCACAAUAUACUCAAAGGACGCUAUCGCAGCCUCAGGCUUUUUCCAGGAAGCGGAUGCCCAUCUCUAUCGAAUUGGUGUGCAGCAUUGACAAAGGCAACGAAGAAAGUUGUACAACAUGAAAAGCCAGACAUUGUACUGUAUAUGCAUCACAGCUUAAAGACUCCUUUUGUCGCUCCUGUUAAGGACCUUAAAAAAGAUCGAAUCUACAAGGAAUUUCAAGGAAACAUUGACUUUAUCAGCAAGUACGCGAAACACAUAGUCAUCGAUAUGCCGUACUAUACACCUCCAUUCAACGUUGGAGCGAAGCUUGCAAGAAGACUGCAGCUGGGUCUUUUGCCUGGUGAUGAGUUCGUAGUUACUUGGGAGGUAUCAACACAUCAACCAAACACGAUAUCAUCAACUGCGGCUGAGUUCACUGAAUUGCAGCAAAUGCAUCAUGAACAACAUAAACGAGGUCAGGAAGAGUUACUGGCUAAGACAGGUUGCCACUAA
This is a messenger RNA of Cylicocyclus nassatus, 1266 nucleotides long. Lineage: Eukaryota; Metazoa; Nematoda; Chromadorea; Rhabditida; Strongylidae. The record is from the annotation of a GenBank genome assembly.